GGAUAACAGCACCUGGGCCAGGAAGAAAGGAGAGACGAGCUGCCUGCCUCCAUCUCUGUCUGACCGUACAAUUAUCUACGGAAAUUAACAGUGCAGUGGCCAUGGAGGCAACACGGAGACGAACCCAGCACAGUCACAAUGGGAAGACAUCUGAACAGAGGGAGCAGACAGCACAGUGGGGGAGAGCAUGGGAAGUGGACUGGUUCUCCCUGAUCAGCGUGAUUGGCCUCCUUUGCUUUGCCCCUUUCAUUGUCUUCUACUUUGUGAUGGCCUGCGAUCAGUACCAGUGCUCCAUCAGCCAGCCUCUGUUUGAUUUGUGCAGAGGAGAGGCCACGCUGCUCUCCAUCUGGGCUCGGGCACCCUCCUUCACCUGGUCAGCUGCCACGAUAUAUGCCAUCUGGGUGGUCUUCCAGGGGUUCCUGUACAUGUGUGUUCCUGAUGUCACUCAUAAGUUUAUUCCUGGCUAUGUUGGUGGAGUGCAGGACGGAGCACUGACCCCUGCUGGCCUGAUUAACAAGUAUGAGAUCAACGGGCUGCAGGCUUGGUUGAUCACCCAUGCUCUGUGGUUUGCCAAUGCCCACUAUUUCCACUGGUUUUCUCCCACCAUCAUCUUCGACAACUGGAUCCCCCUGAUGUGGUGUGCUAACAUACUGGGAUAUGCUGUGGCCACCUUUGCUUUCAUAAAGGCCUACUUUUUCCCCACAAACUCCGAAGACUGCAAGUUCACAGGGAACAUCUUCUACAACUACAUGAUGGGCAUCGAGUUCAACCCACGCAUCGGCAAGUGGUUUGACUUCAAGCUAUUCUUCAAUGGCCGGCCCGGCAUUGUAGCCUGGACUCUUAUCAAUCUGUCCUACAUGGCCAAGCAGCAGGACCUGUACGGACAUGUCACCAACUCCAUGAUCCUGGUCAACGUACUGCAGGCCAUUUAUGUGUUGGAUUUCUUCUGGAAUGAAGCGUGGUACCUGAAGACCAUUGAUAUCUGCCAUGACCACUUUGGAUGGUACCUGGGCUGGGGAGACUGUGUCUGGCUGCCGUACCUCUACACACUGCAGGGUCUGUACCUAGUGUACCACCCAGUCCAGCUCUCAGACGCCCACGCCCUGGCCGUACUGUUGCUCGGCCUUGUUGGAUAUUACAUCUUCCGCUCCACCAACCACCAGAAGGAUUUGUUUCGGCGCACCGAGGGCUCCUGCUCCAUCUGGGGCCGUAAGCCAACAUACAUUGAGUGCUCGUACCGCUCCGCUGAUGGUGGCGUCCACCGCAGUAAGCUCCUGACCUCGGGUUUCUGGGGAGUGGCCCGACACUUCAACUACACCGGUGACCUGAUGGGUUCACUGGCAUACUGCGCCGCCUGUGGCUUCGGCCACAUACUCCCGUACUUCUACAUUGUUUACAUAACCAUCCUGCUCGUCCACCGCUGUGUGCGCGAUGAGCACCGCUGCAGCAGCAAGUACGGCAAGGACUGGAAACGCUACACAGAUGCGGUGCCUUACCGGCUAAUUCCUGGGGUGUUUUAGUGAGGGGGAGAGGUCAGGGAGGGGCUAAGAUUAAGCUAGAAAUUGGAAUGGGUUAGCAAAACAAACAUUAAGUGUGUGUGUGUGUGUGUGUGACCGCAUAUGCAUGUGUGUGUUUUAUACGUAUCAAGAAUACACCACACUGAUGAACAUUUUAACACCACAUUACAUACAUUCUGUAAUUUGUAUCUAUUUCUUCAACGUGCUUAAACUGCUGUACAUGCAGGUACAGAUGGUUUAUUGCUGUAACUACUAAAGGCAGUUUCAUACACCAGUCUGCUGCUUUCGUUAUGCUGUGACCAUUCAACACAUUCAACCACAUGUUUUAACACAGUACAAUAUAUUUUGGAGCCAAUAAGCGCAAGAACAGUGUUAACCAGCUCAAGCCAAACUAUCAGGGACAGGAACAGAGUCGAUUCUGUAGUGGAGUGACGUCAACUAUUCAACACAAUGCUGUGACACUCCCAUAACACACGUACGGGUUAUACGGUAACUUGAUCAAUUUGUCAGUUAAAAAAAAAUCAAUGACAAGUUUUUUCGUUUGAUAGUAAUCAAACUGACAAAAAAGUUAUCAAAAAAAAGACCAAAACAUGGCAGAGCAUUUGAUGUUAUCAGUUAUAUAUCAUUUUAAAUGUAACUCCUACUAAAGUUUUUUUUUUUAAUCUAUUGCUCAGAAAAGUAAGCAAUGUAAUGUCACUUGGCUCUCAGGUAGUGGCUUUUCAUUAUUUUGGCAUUUUUAAACUAAAUGAGUAAUGUAUGAAUACAUUUUUAUUAAUCCACAUUGACUGUAAUAAUUUGUUGCUGCCCUACUGACUUUAACACCAACAAAAAGCUCUGUCUGUUCUUUCUGAAGUUCACUAAGCCAUUCUGAAACUACAAUUAUAAUUUAGUUAUAUCAUUGUAUUUGCUUUGUGUUAAAUCAACAUGUUAAGUUGAUCACGGUCUAGCCAAGUUUAAGUUCUAUGCUGACAGAGGUUUUCUAUUUCCAACAAUUACAGUUAUUUUGUGUUCAUUCUCAUACCAGCACUGCCUUUCUUAUAGCUAUAGAUAGGGUAACAAAAUAAACUUUUUUUCUAUCUGCC
This is a messenger RNA of Micropterus dolomieu (smallmouth bass), 2599 nucleotides long. It is a transcript of the gene dhcr7, whose product is annotated as 7-dehydrocholesterol reductase. Bases 102 to 1520 code for a protein of 472 amino acids. NCBI's taxonomy places the organism in Eukaryota, Metazoa, Chordata, Actinopteri, Centrarchiformes, Centrarchidae. The transcript is spliced from 8 exons. Gene Ontology annotation, biological process: brassinosteroid biosynthetic process; cholesterol biosynthetic process. Gene Ontology annotation, molecular function: 7-dehydrocholesterol reductase activity. Gene Ontology annotation, cellular component: endoplasmic reticulum membrane. The record is from RefSeq and is a predicted model, not a curated record.